CCAGUCUUUUCCAAUCUUGUCAAUGACGUCAUCCCACUUGCAGUGUCCCUUUCCACUUCCGCAGAAAGAGACUUUCGCUUUCGAUCGCAGUCGGUCGUGAUUUCAUAGAGCUAGUAUUUGAGGCCAUCUAAACGGUUCUAAAGGAAUCUCUAAUUUACUGCACUAAGUUUCCGGAAUAUGGAAGAUCUACAGCCAAUCUCUGGUGCUGAACAAGCUACUUUCUGUGUAGAAUUGGCGAAACGACUUAACAUGCUGCGAAGGCAAGAUCAUUUAUGCGACGUAACUUUGGUGACGAAAGAUGACAAAGAAUUCAAAGCUCAUAGAAAUGUGCUUUCUGCAGCGAGCCCAUUCCUCUUGAAGCUUCUUCAGAGCGACAUGAAAGAGAAUCGAGAAGGGAUUGUUCGGUUUGAAGAGAUCUCGGGUGCUGUAAUGGAAGAUAUUUUGGAGUUCAUCUACACAGGAAGUGUCGAGAUAACUGAAGAGAAUUCCAAGGAUCUCAUCGCUGCAGCGAACUAUCUUGUCAUUCCGGGCUUGAAAACACUCUCUGGGCGAGUUUUAGAACGGCAGUUGUCCAAAUCAAAUUGCAUUUCAACUUUUUAUUUUGCUGAGAUGCACCAGUGCGACGAACUGAUCACCAACAACAGAAAGUUCAUCCACGCGAACUUUGCAUCUGUGGCAGAAAUGGAUGAAUUCUUAAACUUGGAAGCUAAAGAAGUCGAGAGGUGGAUUUCAAGUGACGACAUUUCCGUUGCUGUUGAAGCAGAUGUUUUCAAAAUCGUAUUAAAGUGGAUUGAACAAGACAAAAGCGAGCGAAAAGCAUGGUUUGAACAAUUGUUUCGUCACGUUCGACUGGCUUUCCUAUCGCGUGACUUUUUAACCGAUGUCGUGACAAACGAACUCGUGCAAGGAAAUUCUCGUUGUUUAUGGCUGGCUUCAGAUGCUAUAAGGCUGACGGCUUUUCCAGAGGAAGAAAAUAUUUCACAGUCCUCAAGAAAGGGGCUUGAGACCCGCGCCAUUGUUGCUUGUGGAGGGAAAUACACUUUCUGUUAUCUCCCAGAGAAAGAUGAAUGGAAACGUUUAGCAGACGGGUUGUCAGAGAGAAACGAGUAUACUCAAAUGAUAAACCCCCGUGAUCAGUUGUACGCCUUUCCAUCUGUUGGCAAGGCAGAGAGGUACGAUCCCGUUUUUGAUUGUUGGUCUACUCUGGAUCAUUUGGAGUGGCCCAGUGAAGAUCCUGCUAAAGUGACUGUCGUUAGAGGCGAAAUCUAUGCGAUAAAGGUCAACACAUCAACGAAAAAAUCCACUAUCAAAAGAUUCAAUGUCGAGCGGUGUUCAUGGCAGACUGUUCUCUCAUCUCAUAAGGGCUGCAGGGUACAUUCUUGUGUUGUUGCGGCUGGCAAUCAUCUGUAUGUUUGUGGUGGGAGGCUAGAGAAUGACUUCGUUAGGAAAUCUGAGAGAUUUGACACUGCAGAAAACAAAUGGGAAGAAAUCGCAAACAUGCAACAAGCAAGAGCUCGUGCUUUUGGUGUGGCAACUGAAGGAAAGAUUUUUUUGGCUGGUGGGAGGCAGCAUGCUGGAGGGCUCGGAAAGUGGUUGCAAACAUGUGAAAUGUACAAUAUUUCUACUAACGAAUGGCAGUCUAUUGGAAGUUUGAAAGUUCCUCGCGAAGAUGGCAGAAUGGUGUGUCUGAAGGGAACUCUCUAUGUGCUGGGUGGGACAGAUGACUCAUACCAAAGUAAACUGAGUGUCGAAUACUAUGAUCCUGCAGAGGACAAGUGGAUCGAGAAGACAACCAUACCAGUGAAAAGGAUCUCCAAGGACAAUAACAAUACAUUCACCGGCUGUGUGCUGAAACUCUCCAAAGGAGUACUAGACAAACUUGAUGUUAUUAAGGCCCGGUCCAAACGCCGCUCCACUCAUGUGCCGAACCAAACUUGAUUAAGUUCGACUU
Messenger RNA from Orbicella faveolata, 1951 nucleotides. Its product is annotated as kelch-like protein 2. The record is from RefSeq and is a predicted model, not a curated record. NCBI's taxonomy places the organism in Eukaryota, Metazoa, Cnidaria, Anthozoa, Scleractinia, Merulinidae.